AUGCGUCCUCGGCUUGUCGGUCGCCGUGUCCGGGUUGUCACGCCCCGAGUGCCAACUCUUCGAACCCGAUCGCCUUGCCUCCUCCGAACUUUCACACACCAUACUCAACUCACCACAAAAUCACGACCGAAUCUCCCUUUCCUCACGAUACCAGUAACUUCCAACAGCGUUCGGUACUUCACCACUGAGCGACGAAAAUGGCUCAAGCACGAAGCCAAGUUGGCAGUCCGAUACAUGGCUUCGUUCUGGGGUUUAUUAGCAUGUGUGGGCGUCAUUUUGUUCUUCGUCAAUGAAGAGAAGCUAGAACAGGAAUAUCCCACACCGCACGAAUGGGGAUGGAUGACGAGGAAGUUCCUAAGGGAUUCAAAUAACAGCAAUGCUCCGAAGAACGGCGAGGUCAAUUGGCCCUGGUCUUUCGAAUUGGCACGAGGAUUGGUUUUGAGAUUGGAGGACCCAAAGGUCGAUGGCCAGGGCGUUACGAAACUUACGGAUAGAGUUGAUCCUGAAGCGGAGAUUGCUGGGGAGUUCAAUCCCUGCGAUAUUUCUGGCAAGAGCGAGGAAUGGAGGAGAGGAUAUUUCGAGGCUAUUAUGCUUGCUGCCAAGGGCGCGGAACAUGUCGAUAACUGGGUGCGCGACCUUUCACGCAACAUUAUCUCACCUCCCGAAUUUGUCAUUGGGCCAUCUAACCCCAGACCGGCGCCAAUUCCCCCAGGACAACCCCACGCCCCCCGCGAAGAGGACUGCGAAGUCGCCUAUCCUAGCGCCGAUAACUUUUACAUGAAGAUCCUGGGCACAAAGGGUUUGAUUUCACGACAGAAGCUCGAGGCGACACUUGAGUAUGCCAGUUAUAUGGAGUUCAAGAAGCAGCCAGAAGGUGCUGAGGCUCUGUACAACAUGGCCCUUGCCGAAGCUACUCAAGGGGUCGACAUGUCAAACCCCCCUUACAACCCUAAGACAUUUAUUCUCAACGAGAAAGCUGGUCCGCCCUCUCAAAAUGUUCUUGAUGCCGUCACAGCUAUGGCAAACUUUAAGGCGCGCAGCGGAAAGGUCGAUGCCGCCCUCCCCGUCUAUCUCUCCCUCCUCAAGGCCCGUCGCUACCUCUCUAAUGAACCUCCCCCUGCUGCUCGCGUAGAGGCGAAAUCCAGCUCAGUCUUUGACAAAGUGAUUCGGAAUUUCUCACAAGCUGACUACCCACCUCCUCCACCCGAUGGCACCCAGCCCCCUUGGCGUAGCGCCCAUGAGCGUUGUCAAGAAGCUUCUUUGAGCCUCUGGAUUGGUGAAAUCCUCUUCUCCUCAUCAUCAAAGGACGACGGACUGUCGUGGACACGCGACAGCGUGGAUAUUGCGGAAGAGCAGCUACGCAAUAUGGAUCUUCUGUCGGCCGACAAGGCGGCUAAGAAGACCUGCCGUGAGUGCUUGAGCGCAGGUCUCAGCAACUGGGGCAAAAUGGUCGCCAAGCUCGCCAAAGAGGAGGAGUUGCGCCAAGAAAAGGCCUCUACACAGUCCGGUGUCUUCUCUUUCUGGAGUAGCACUCCGGCAAGUGCCGAAGACCGAUGGACCGCAGAAGACGCUGUGGUGAAGGAGCGUGUGCGCAGGACAAGAGAGCUCAUUGAGGAACUGACACCAGCAGGACCAAACCUUGCCUCGCUGUUCAAAGCGUAA
Molecule: messenger RNA, 1662 nt
Organism: Fusarium coffeatum
Lineage: Eukaryota; Fungi; Ascomycota; Sordariomycetes; Hypocreales; Nectriaceae
Exons: 1
Coding region: 1-1662 (553 amino acids)
Source: RefSeq, a predicted model, not a curated record